AUGAAGAUAUGCAAUGGUUGGGUGACUGAUCCAAAUACUGGGCACCAAUACUUGGUCGUCAGCAAUGAUCUUCAAAAGAGAGACUCCGCCCAAGCUAUAUGUGUUAAUCAAGAUGCCAACUUAGUCAGUAUAGGAGACUCGGCAGAGAUGGCCUUUAUAGAUGGACACGUGAGUAGUUUUUAUGACCAUCUCAUAGGACUCUACAUGGGAUCAAGCCUCUCGAACUUCUACUGGGUGGACGGGACAAUUGGCAACCCGGUACCCGGUCAGUCAUAUUAUUCAGACUGGUCUGCUAUGGGCCCGAAUGAGCCUGGCACCUGUGCAAGCGUUGUGUUAAGCGGUGGAUAUUGGAAGGAUCGCGGUUGUUCAACUGCCUAUCGAUACAUCUGUGAAAAGGUUACUAAGGAGCCUACAACAAUACCAACAACAAAACCUACUACUGUACCCACAACUGAACCUACAACAAUACCCACCACAGUACCCACAACUGAACCUACAACGGAGCCUACUACAAUACCCACAACUGAACCCACAACGGAGCCUACAACAAUACCCACAACAGAACCUACAACGGAGCCUACUACAAUACCCACAACAGAACCUACAACGGAGCCUACUACAAUUCCCACAACAGAACCUACAACGGAGCCUACUACAACACCCACAACAGAACCUACAACGGAGCCUACUACAAUUCCCACAACUGUGGUGGCCACAACGGAGCCUACUACAACACCCACAACUGAACCCACAACGGAGCCUACUACAAUACCCACAACAGAACCUACAACGGAGCCUACUACAAUUCCCACAACUGAACCCACAACGGAGCCUACUACAACACCCACAACUGAACCCACAACGGAGCCUACUACAACACCCACAACUGAACCCACAACGGAGCAUACUACAAUACCCACAACGGAACCUACAACAAUACCCACCACAGUCCCAACAACUGAACCCACAACAGAGCCUACAACGGAGCCUACUACAAUUCCCACUACUGAGCGUACUACAGUAUUUACAACGCAGUUUACUACAAUACGCACAACUGAAUUUACUAAAAUACCCACAAGUGAACCUACUUCCUCGCUAUCCUCAAAUCAAACACUAAAGAGCCCAACAUCAGAGUUCACAGCAAUUUUAAUAAAUGGAUCAACAGAGACCACAACGCAACAUGUAAAUUCUACAAACGCUUCAUUUACAUCAACCGGUACAUUAGGACAGGCAAUUGUAGCAAUAAAGACGACAGCCAAAGUGACAGAACACAAAAAAUUACUGUUUGACGUGUUCGAACCUGAUGAAAGAGUGUCAGCAAAGGCCUUGGGUUUUACGUCAUCAGGUUUUGUAAUGCUGUUUUUCCUGAUUAUAUUUAUUUUGGACCUUCCAGCCCUUAAACAAGGUCUUUGCCUCAUGAAGCGUAAUCUCUUAGGAGAGAAUUUUAACCCAUUCAAACGGUUUUCUGGGCGUCAGAGACUUUUAGAGGAACGGGUAAGACGUGAUGUUCCAGUUCGACUAGUUCGAGUGGUCCAUAAACCAUGAUAUUGAUCGAUUUCUUAGGCACUUUAUCAAUGAAAAAUAUAAAAAACGUGCGAAAAAGACAUGCACUUCUUGGCCAUUGUUGUUGGCCCCAGUUAUAAAUUUUGUUUAGAAAUGCUACAUUCUUUUGGAGGCAAUUUUUAUCAAACCACCGGUGUUAUAAAAACAUAAUCGUUAUCGUGGGGCGUAAAAGUCAAUAUCUAAGCAUUUGGCGUUUUAAGCCCUUUCGAAGCCCUAUACUAGUGAAGUCGUUGUGAAACUUGAUUUUGCUAUCUGAGAUCAAGGCCAACGUUUAAUGGUCAAGGUAUUCUACGGUCAAAUCUCAAUAUAAAGGUGUUUGGUGUAUUAAGACUUAUUUGAGACUGAUGUGUCCAUUGGCGGCCUAUGAUAAGGUGAAAUAUGGUCAAGGUCAACUUUUAUGGUUUAGCAAUGAAUGAAUGAUGAAUUUGUGGAUAAAUUUUUAAAUCAAAGAAAAAAUGAAAAUAAGCCGUAAAACCAAAUUUGACGUAUAAUUUCUGAAGGGCUACUUGGCAAAAAAAGUUGAAAUCAGAGAGAUCUGUGUAUUUGAAAUCGAAGUAUAGGAUAAAUCAGUUACUUAAUGUUCGGUUUUGGAUACUAUUAGGAAUAUCCUAUGGUUUUGAAAAAAUAUCAUUU
Molecule: messenger RNA, 2196 nt
Organism: Owenia fusiformis
Lineage: Eukaryota; Metazoa; Annelida; Polychaeta; Sabellida; Oweniidae
Source: the annotation of a GenBank genome assembly